UUUAAUUUACCCUACAACUAUGACAAUGUUCAAAUUAAUUUGUCUUCUAAUUCCAUUUGUUGUACUUUCAAAUGCACUGGAUCGGAAAGUCACUGUUUUUUCAGGGUAUAUAAUGCAAGGUAGAAAUUCCAGUGGCUUAAUAGUACGAACACACGAUGACUAUCAAGAAAUUAUAUGGGGACAAAAAUUUGAUAAUUUAAAAGUUCAUUAUCACCAGAUUAACGAAAAAACUGGCAAAUUGGAAUACGUUGAGCUUGCUAAUUUAUGUGCUUCUUUAGAAAGAGGGUCUUUCAAAAAUUCUUUAAAGCAGUUUAUUUUAAGUGAAUUGCAAACUGGUUGGAGUCUUUGGAGAUGUGCAAUACAAAAGGGUACCAAAAAAAUUUCCUAUCCAAUAAGUUUUUCAUUUCAAACAAAAUCUCUAAGUAUGGAUUGUGGACCAAUUGUCACAACAAUAAAUAUUGUUCAAAAUAAUCGUGAUAGUUCUGGCAAAACACCAUUGCUACUGAGUAUCUUGUUUAGAGGAAUGAUAACUGGCAACAAUUGUAAAAAAUAAUGUAAUAUUUAAAAAAAGUUGAAUAAAAAAAUAUUAACAUUAAUAUUAA
Molecule: messenger RNA, 602 nt
Organism: Leptopilina heterotoma
Lineage: Eukaryota; Metazoa; Arthropoda; Insecta; Hymenoptera; Figitidae
Exons: 4
Coding region: 20-553 (177 amino acids)
Source: RefSeq, a predicted model, not a curated record